AUGAAACAAUUGCAGGUAACCGAAAAGCUUCCUUCAGAUAUAUAUGGGGUGAGAGACUCUGCCCCUGUAGCUGAGAAGGUCAACAUGUCACAGGAUAUAUCAAGAAAGAGGUCUUGUCCCAGUAAAAGGAAACAAUGGAAAGUCCCCACGAGAGUUCGAAAGGCUGAAAGAGAGAAAGAAAAGCGUGAACACAUGAAUGAACUCUUUCUUGAUCUUGCGGAUGCACUUGAGGUAACAGACAUUAGUGAACAGAGCAAUGGAAAAGCUUCUAUAUUGAGGGAAGCCACCAGAUUGCUGAAAGACUUUCAGAUCGAGUCCUUGAUAAAGGAUAGUAUAUCUCUGUUGUCUGAGACUCACUAUGUGACUAAGGAGAAAAUUGAGGUGGAAGAGGAGAAUUGUGUUCUGCAAACUCAAAUUGAGAAACUUGAAGGUGAGAUAAAAGCAAGAGUAGCCCACUGUAGACCUAGCCUGAUCAAUGUACCUUCUCAUUUGGAAUUUCCACAACCAAAAAUGGCUACAAAGUUUCCAGCAGAGAGUCUCCAAUUGUCUACCACAGAACCUACACUGCAGCAAGGACAUGCAGUUUUGGUUGUCCCCUUAAGUCAUCAUCAUGACCAAGGUACUUUAUCAGCUCAUAAUGUUGCUGAGCUGACCCCAAAACCCACCUCCACGAUCAGUAAACCACAUGCUAGGUAUCCCACCCCAAUGGAUUCAUGGCCACGUCAGUUGCUUGCAGGGAAACCAACUUCAAAUUAA
Molecule: messenger RNA, 756 nt
Organism: Sphenostylis stenocarpa
Lineage: Eukaryota; Viridiplantae; Streptophyta; Magnoliopsida; Fabales; Fabaceae
Source: the annotation of a GenBank genome assembly